AUUUCUAAUUAAACACGUUAAUGAUUCCAUUUUAAAACCGUAGCUACAGAGACCAGACGACGUCGUCCUACGGGUUUCUCCUCCCUCCAUAGUUUGAAACGCAAGCUCGCGGACUAAAGUGUUAUGGUUCGAAGGAAGUCUCGUCCCGAGCCAAAAAUGAAGACAGCGUUACGGCUAUCUUCCUUCACGCGCCAGCUUCACUCGCGUUCUCCCCCACGCGCUGCCGCGUUCAACCGAGUCCUCGCCUCCUUUGCCAGGGCGAAGUGCUUCCCCGCCGCGAUUUCUCUCUGCGCCCAAACGGAGUCCCGCGGCGACGUUAUCCCUUGCCACGUCACCCUCACCAUCCUCAUCAACUGCUUUUGCCACGUCGGCAAAGUUGCUCUCGCCUUCUCCGUCUUCGGAAAGCUCCUCAAGCGCGGCCUCCCCUAUGACGCUGUCACGCUCAACACCUUAAUCAAAGGCCUCUGCCUUGACGGCGCCGUUUCUUCGGCGCUCAAGUUCUAUCAGGAAAUGGCGGCGGAGGGGUUUGAGUUCACCGAAGUCACCUACGGAACGUUAAUUAACGGACUCUGCGAUGUAGGGAAAACAGAAGCGGCUAUUAGAUUGUUGAGAAUGAUGCAAGCUUGCGAUCCUAAUGUUAAGCCUAAUGUGAUUAUGUAUAGUAGAAUUAUAGAGGGUUUGUGUAAGGAAGGACUUGUCAAUGAGGCGUGUGAGUGGUGUUAUGAAAUGGUUGGUAACAAUGUUGAGCCUAAUGUGUUCACUUACAGGCCUCUUGUGAGAGCGUUGUGUGUCGCGGGACGGUUAGACGAGGCGGUUCGGAUGGUGGAGGGGAUGAUUACGAAGGGUGUGUACAUUGAUAUUUAUGUGUUUAGUGUUUUGAUAGAUGCGUUGUGUAAGAAAGGAAUGGUGGUGGAAGCGCAGGAGGUGUUUGAUCAAAUGAUUAAGAGAGGUGUUGAGGUUAAUGUUGUUGUGUGCACGGCCUUGAUGGCGGGCUAUUGUUUGAAGAACGAAGUGGAUGAGGCAAGGAGGUUGUUUGAUGCAGUUGUGAGACGGCCGGAUGUUUGGAGUUAUAAUGUUUUGAUGAAUGGGUAUUGCAAGGUUAGGAGAUUGGAUGAUGCAAUGAUGUUAUUGAAUGAAAUGUGUGGGAAGGGUGUGAUUCCGAAUCUUGUGACUUAUAAUUUGUUGGUUGAUGGUUUUUGUAAAUGUGGGAUGGUGGCGUAUGCUUGGCAAAUUGUUAAGGCAAUGUGUGAGAGUGGUGUCACGCCGGAUGUUGUUACUCACAGUAUCUUGUUGGAUGGUUUGUGCAAGAGGCAACGUCUUGAUCUGGCGGUUGUGAUGUUUAACCAGAUGCUGAAGAGGGGUGUGGCACCUGAUGUUUGGAGUUAUAGUAUAUUGAUUGAUGGUUGUUGCAAGAAUCAGAGGAUAGGUGAGGCCAUGAAUUUCUUGAAAGAAAUGCAUUUUAGGAAUUUGGUUCCUCAUAUUGUGACUUACACUUCUCUUAUUGAUGGACUGUGCCAAUCUGGGAGAUUGUUGUCUGCGUGGAGGCUUCUGAAUGAGUUGCACCAUAAUGGUCUACCCCCUGAUAUUAUUGCUUACAGUACCUUGUUGAAUUCUUUAUGCAAAAGUGAACGUCUUGAUAAAGCAAUUAUUUUGUUUAACCAAAUGAUUAGGAGGGGUUUGGCACCUGAUGUUUGCAGCUAUACCAUCUUGAUUAAUGGACUAUGCAAGAGUGAAAGGAUAGAUGAAGCCGUUAAUCUCUUAAAAGAAAUGCAUGUAAAAAAUUUGGUUCCUGAUACCAUAACUUAUAUUUCUCUUGUUGAUGGCUUGUGCAGAUCUGGGAGAAUCUCGUAUGCGUGGCAGCUUCUUAGUGAGAUACAUGGCAAUGCUCCACCCCCUGAUGUUGUCAAUUACAUCGAUGCACUUUGCCCGCGCAUGCAUCUUCACAGCAAAUGCCAUGCUUCAACUUACUGUUGACAGAAGAGCUGGUUGUUAUGUUCUUGCAUAACUAUACUUACCGAUGGUUUGUAUGAAAUUGUAACGCUAUAUACUGCACAGAAAUUUCCAAGUAUCUUUUGAUUAAAGGAUGUUGUUCACGUGUCCAAAAAUAUACCACUGUGAUGAAUGGGCUUUGUCUGAAGAGAAAAUGUUGGAUGAAUGGUGAACUUGCUUUAAAAGCUGAGAAAAUUCUUGCUCUUCUGAAAAACAACAUUAAAUCAAUGGAAGAGAAACUUUUACAUGAAGUGGUCAAUGGAUGGAGGCCUUGUAAGAUGAUACAAUAAGCCAUGCUGUCAGAUUUGACUCUUCAAAGCCGAUUGGCUACAGACCCCAAGACCCUCCAAUGAUUCUAUCGAAGUAGUUCCAGCCACAGUAUACUUAUCACACAGGGAAGAAGCUCAAAAGCAGUAAGGCGGUAAUCAAUAAGUAAGCCUUUGAAUAACUAGUCAAAGUAGCAUGUAUGUAGUGACAAAGACCAGCUCUCUUCUUUCCCCACCUUCACAAUUUCCACAGAAAUUAUACCUGUUUUGGAGUGAGAGAGAUGCUAAUGACGUUAUUAAUAUGAAGAUGGGAGAACACAUGUGUUGCUAUCAGAUGUCUCAACUCAAGAAAAUGGAAGAAAGAUGUUGCAAUGUGGAUAUUGUAGCUUACAGAACAAUUAAAUGCAAUCUCUGGGAGGAUAGCAAGGUAUGUUAGGCUUGCAAUUUGUGGUUGGAAAUGACUUGUAAAG
This is a messenger RNA of Vigna umbellata (rice bean), 2725 nucleotides long. RefSeq lists its product as uncharacterized. The record is from RefSeq and is a predicted model, not a curated record. Gene Ontology annotation, molecular function: mRNA binding; protein binding. NCBI's taxonomy places the organism in Eukaryota, Viridiplantae, Streptophyta, Magnoliopsida, Fabales, Fabaceae.